GGAGGUGUGAGGUCGUGUGUGUUUAUUUGCGUGUCCAACGUUUGUGUUCAAUGUUUUUCUUCAUAAAAGUAGUUUUCGUAUGAAUAGACAACAACAGUUUGUUUGAAAAGUGAUUUCUUAUUAGACUGAAGACUGUGUAUGUGAUAGAAAAUAAAUACACAUUUGCGCAAUCGUUGUGAGACUUGAUGUCAAUAAACUUGUCGGUGGUAUUUUAUGAGAAAGGUGUGCCGCGUCGUGUCGGUACCUGUACACGGCGAACUGGUAUUUGCCUGGAUGAUGGCUGCCAGGGUGUACCUGGUGCCUGAAUCUGGAGCCGUGAUGUUGUAAGGAGUGAGGCAAGACAAGAUGCAAGUUUCAUCUGAUUGCAUCCCUCGACAUACACUUUUAAUUACAAAAAAGGAAAAAUUUACGAGGUAUUGCAUGGAAAUAGAAAAUCCGAACAAAAUAUGUAAAAUCGACGUCGACACCUCAAGACUGAUAUUCGAUGCCUUAAACAUGAGCAGCGACACAAGAUGAAGAUGUAACCAAUAUUUUAACAUGAUGUGGAAGAAAGAAAAUAGUUUUUGAAAAAUUUUGAAAGUUAUUUUUGGAUAAUUUAUAGACCAAUGUGUAUGGUGCUUUAUAGUUAGGGAGGUGGAAAGGUCGAUAGUCGAAUAUCGGCAAAUUUGUGGUAAUGUGUAUUCGUGGCAUCAGACGAUAGAUACCGUAAUGUCGAGUGAGCCAGACGCGGUGAAGGUGGAAGGAGUCCACGUUUCAGUAACCGCGAUCAAUAUGACGGGACCGGAGACAAGCAAUGUUCAAUUCUCGUACAGUUCGAGCGGUGUCCGCAUCUGUGUUCCUUCAAACCCUCAUGAUGAAGACUCCACUGAUGCAGAAAUUUCCAAGAUAGAUUUCAACCAACAUCAACAUGAGGUGAAUAUGCGCAAUAAAAAGAAGCGAUCAUCGAGUGGUACCCGAUGUGACAGUCAAAGCAACGACAGAGAGCGCCCAAUGUCCUGGGAGGGGGAGUUAUCGGAUUCUGAGAUGGUCAUCGAUACUAGUGUCAAUAACGAUGAGAACAGUAGCUCGCUAGACCUCCAAUCGUCCCGAGACUCCAUCGACACGCUGCGCAAUGUGACCAUCAAGACGGAACCUCUUAAAACGGAGCCUUUCCAAUGCGUGGACGACCAGAGGGUACUGGACCUGAAGUACACAGCGCCGCUUCAGCCGCACCAGAGAAGCCAUAGCAUGAAUAGGAUAUCUGUCCUCACCGACAAUACGCCUCUCUCGCUCGCACGAAGGCCUAUUUCACCGACGAACAGUGCGAAAUCACUGGGCCUCAACGAUCAAAACAUUAUGCCGAUGAUGCCACAGACCUCUUUGGGUGAAGUCCAGAAUUUGACCAUAAAGAAGGAGACGCAACUGUCAGAACUGAAAUGCGAGGCUUCAGUAGGAGUGGAUAAGUUGCUUAAUGCUCUGCACGGCUCGCCGCUGCUGGGCCGGCUGCCCCGCGUCCAGUCCAGCGCUAGCACCGACUCCGCAGUACAUUCUAUGUACACACACAGUGUAUACAGCAGUCCGUCGGCCAGUCCCCGAGCGUCCCGACAUUAUACGCCGUCUCUUUCUCGCAACAACAGCGACGCGUCCUACUCGUCAUGCUAUUCAUAUGGAUCAGAGUUCUCGCCUACGCAUUCUCCAGUGCAGGGCCGCCACCCCCACGUGGCGUACCGCGAAGCCCCGGGCCCGGUGUUCCCCGCGUCCCCGGCGCACGACGAGGACGCUGACACCACCGAUGACAGGUUACAUCAUCACCAGGGCAUCAGCAGACAGCAGCUUAUCAACAGCCCAUGUCCAAUAUGCGGCGACAAGAUAAGCGGCUUCCACUACGGCAUAUACUCGUGCGAGUCCUGCAAGGGUUUCUUCAAGAGGACGGUUCAGAACCGCAAGAACUACUCGUGCUUGCGCGGCGGCAGCUGUCCCGUCACGGUCGCCACGAGGAAGAAGUGUCCCGCUUGCAGGUUCGAGAAGUGUCUCGUUUGUGGGAUGAAACUUGAAGCAAUACGCGAAGACCGCACCAGAGGCGGCCGCUCCACGUACCAGUGCUCGUACUCGCUGUCGGGCGCGGCGUCCACCGGCUCGCUGCUGCCGGCGCACGCGCCUAACACGCUGCGGCACGCGUCCUCGCUCACCUGUGUAAAUGGUCCAGGGUCAUAUAACAACAGCAGAGGAGAGUCGAGCAACAGUCGGCUAACACCAGACAUUCCGCCAUUAUUACGGGAAAUAAUGGAAGUAGAACACCUGUGGCAGUACAACGAGUCUGAACUGAACCGACUCGGCAAAUCCACUGGCAGUCCUUCCGCCAAUCCGUUGUUGGCCGCGAGCGGGAUCACAGCGCAGAACUCAAGCCCUGACUUCCUGGCAGACCUGUGCAAUAUAGCCGAUCAUAGGCUGUACAAAAUUGUCAAGUGGUGCAAGAGUUUGCCGCUUUUUAAGAAUAUAUCCAUCGACGACCAGAUCUGCCUGCUGAUAAACAGCUGGUGCGAGCUGCUGGUGCUGUCGUGCUGUUACCGCGGCGUCAGCACGCCCGGCGAGGUGCGCGUGGGCGGCGGCCGGGGGAUCACGCUCUCGCAGAGCGCCAAAUUGGGAUUGACGCCUUGUAUAGAGAGAAUGCUGAGCUUCACCGACCACUUGAGAAGACUAAGAGUUGAUCGAUACGAAUACGUCGCCUUGAAGGUCAUCGUACUUCUUACUUCAGAUGCGCCAGAACUACGCGAAGCGGAGAAAGUGCGAGCGUCCCAAGAGAAAGCGUUGGCAGCUUUACAAGCGUACAUCAACGCGCACUCCCCCGAAACUCCCGCCAAGUUCGGGGAGCUUCUGCUGCGGAUACCGGAGCUGCAGCGGACUUGCCAAUUUUUCAUGCAAGUCGGCAAAGAAAUGCUCAACCCAGCAAACAAAGGUAAAGAUGGCGACGGACCUAGCUUUAACCUGCUCAUGGAACUCCUGAGAGGUGACCACUGACCUCGUUGACCUUCAGCCACUCUUGAGGUGACCCUGGGGUAACCUUUAGUCAACCUUGAGGUGACCCUGAGGUAACCUUUAGACAACCUUGAGGUGACCUUUAGCCAUCCUUGACCGGAUGGCUCCUACCAUUGCUCAAGAGAGAAAUUCUAGUUUUCUACGACAUUUAUCCACAAGAUGUAUGAAGCAAGUGACGUUAUAUUUGCUCAAAUAAUUCGAAUCGACUUAUCGUUGAUGUCUUUUGAAACAAGUUCAAGAGACAAAUUUCUUUUCAUAGUCAUAUAUUUUUGAUAACAACUUACAUCUGGACUCAGUCAUGUAAAAUGUACUGAUACCAGUCAUGUAACACUAGCUUGAAAAUGAAUUUAUUUUUCGGCAUGAAGAAAUUAAAAGAAAUAAAUGAAAUUUUCAUCAACUUAUUACCUUAUAAAAACACGUUUAUUAACUGAAUACUGUUAAAGUCAUUGCAUUACUCCAUUACGACUGGUGUGCCAAUUUUAUUUUAUUUUUCAUGAAAUUCAAUGCAUUUAUUGUCAUUUUUUUCACUGUACAGUCACAUUGCAUAUUUUUACUAUACACACAUGUAUUUUUAUCUGCAGGGUAAAUAACAAUAUAAAUAUUUUUGUAUGAAUGAUAGUUAUCGUUUGUGAGUACCUGCACAUUUGGAAACUAUCUCUAGGAGACCGAUUCCUAAAUCACCCUCCUUUGAAAAGUUAGUUACCAAACGUGCUACUCCUUUUAUAUGUAUAGAUUAGCUAGAGUGUGGAAAAAGCCUUACAUUGUAAUAGUUUGUUUUUUAGGUUAUAAAAAAAAGUAAAACAAAAAGUCACGUGAUUCGAAUAAUUCAGUCAAUAGCGUCUUUCCGCUGAUAAAACAGAUUACUUUGAUUGGCGGAAAGGCGGUUCACGUCAAUUUUUUUGUCUACAUUUUUUUUAAUACCAGUAAAUCCAACAUUUCCGUGAUACCUUAUUGCCUCAUUGAUAUAACUGUCACUGCCACUAUGCUUUUAUAAUAUUUUUAUACUCUAUACUUAUACAAAUAAGGCUACGGGAACAACUACAUAAUUCAAUAGACAUAAGUAAGUUAAACUUAACGUAGAGAAAGUAUUGAAAAUUUUAUAAAAUACAGGCGUAUAAAUUUAGCGGUAUAUUUAACUUUUGCUUCAAGUAUACAAAACCCAACCAAAAGUUAUACAAUUAAUAGCGUAUAUUGUGAACUAAUGUGAAUCAAUGUUAUAAUAAUAAUAUGACGCGAAAGUAAAAAAUGGCAAAACCUUAAAUGAAAUGCAAUAGCAUAAAAUUAAGCAAUCAAUUUUUACACACUUAUGUAUAAUCAUUAACGUUCAAAAUAAGAAUACAAUAGUGAUAUAAUCACUUCGCUGUUUACUUGACCUUACCUACUUAAUGUGAAGCAGGAUCAAGUGGUUUUUUUAUGAUGCGCAUUAAAAAAAACUAUCAUCGAUUGGUCCUAAAUAAAUUCAAGCAUUGUUUUCUUAAAGUCCUGUUAUUAUAAUCCAUUGUAUUAUAGAAGAUUACUUGCCUAGAUUUUUGGUACUAAGGGAACAACGACAAAUAAACUGCCAAAACAUUCUAAACUAGUUAGUUGACUUUAGUUACUAAUACUCAAUUGAACCAUUAACUAGGCACGAGAAAAUGAACAAAAAGAAAUCGAACUGACUUUAUAUCACCAUAAAUGGAAUUGGUUAGAUACUUUUUUUGUUUAUUUUUUCGUAACACUCAUUUGUAAUGAAAAUAUAAGACGAGAAUUUAGAUUCAUUUGAAAAUCUUGCCUUCUGCAUUUUAUGUUGACCUGAUUUGGGAACAGAAUUUAGGUCAUAAUAUGUAAUUUAGAAAUUUUCGGACAAAAAAAAUGUAAAUUAUACGAUAAAAGUAACAUCGAUACUGAAUAAGAGACUGUGAGAUAUUUUUCCCUGUUUAAUAUUAAUAUGGUACUCAUCAUCCAAAAACAAAAGUCUGGUUUUACAUUGAAAAAUAGUGGGUACACUAAAUGCUAUUAUAUGUUGUAAAAUAAAAUUAUAUGUAGCCGUCGUUUAUUUUAUUUUGAACUUGUACCUAAAAAAAUUAGGUAUCUGCCAUAAGUAAAAGAAAAUAAUAUUUCCGAAACAAAAAUUCUGAUCUAUUUUUGUAAUAUUAUGCUAAAAGACGAAAUACGUUCUUGCACUACUGUAAUAUUGUGUAAAUAUGACUUAAUUAUUUAGUAAACGCGGCCCUACAUGCGGGGGGGCGCUUGUAAUCAUUGCCAUUUCGAUUAAGUUAAAUAAAUGUGCAGCUUAGUUAAGUAUAGUUGUGUAUCGGAUAAGUUUCUAAGAAACAGGUGACCAGUUUUUAAAGAACUGCAACUAAUUGGCGCGCAAAAUGUUUUUUUUUUAAUUCUAAUUUUUUGUUUUUGACGAAAUUAACAUUUUCGUGCAAUACACACGGCAUUAAAGUAUUAUAAUUCUUAUUUUGAUAUAGACUUGUUUGUCCAACAUUUAUUUAUUGUUUGAAAUAUAUAUUUAUGCACUUUAAAGCAGAAAAAUGCUUAAAAAUAAUAAAAACCAGUCAUUCACUGCCGAUAUAAAUUAAGACAUUGCUAUAAGCAAAGCCGUUUUUGUUGCAAUACUUAUAAUUAAAAUGGUAAUUCUCUUUUAGGUUUAUUUAGGAAAAUAAGUAGAUUAAAAAAAUGAGAUAAACUGCGUAUUCGGAGUUGCCUUAACGUUUAACGUUAGAUUUCUACAAAACUAAAUAUUUAUCUACACUCCAUUACAAUAAUGUAUAUAACAUGGUGUCAACCAUUUCCAUUCAGUUCAGCUGUAUGGAUUAAUGAUGAAUAAAAUAAGAUAUUCUUUUCAAUACUGAUUUCUAAAUUGUAAUUUCAAAUAAAUAUAACGCUAACGUCAAAUAGUCCUUCAUAAAGCGAAGUAGUAGCCACAAACUCAAGAUCCUGAACGUCCACAAACAAGCCAAUAUGAUAGUAUUAUGUGUAAACUAUUUUCAUUAUCAAUACAAGGUAUGUAAUAAAAGGGCACAAGUACUUCAAUAGGUGUAAUGUGUCGGAGCUCAUAUAGAAUGUUAAGAAUUUAAUACUUAAUAUAUUUGUUUUUAAAAAACAACGUGCCACAUGAAGAGAGUCGUGUCAACUUGUUAUGAAGAAAGAAAACAUGUUGUAAAAAACAAUUCAAUCUCUAUUUACUACUAUUAUUGGUUUGUGUGAUAAAAAUCUAUGACAUAAAAGCCGGCUCUUUUACUUAUAUAUUUUUUGUUAUUAUUCUUUACGGAUCGGUACGGUAUUGGACUUAAAUAAGUUACAAAUUUAUCAUUACUUUCCAGUAAUUUCCAUAAAGUAAUAAAAAAGUAUGUUACAGAUUUCGGUAAUUUUAAUACAUUUGUUUAUUUGUAAUACGAUCUUUAAAAUAAGUUGGAGCGACUCUCACUCGAGAUUUAUUUUAUGUGAUUUGUAAUUUCGCAUUCGCAAAAUUUGCCUAUAGACAGCUAGUUUGUAAGCAGUGUAAGCGGCAUCUAUAAAUGUUAGUCUUGUAAACUUUAUUGAACUGAUAAUAUAAGAUGUUAGUCGUAAAGAAUUAUUUUUGUAUUCAUGAGGUAAUGUGUGUGGGCAGAGGGUGGAUGGUCCUGAUAAUUUUUAUAUUAAAAAUUAAAAGGAGCGAAAGAAUGUUGAUGAUAACGUCCAAUAUUUUAAAUAUUAUUUUUACUUUUGUUAUAAUUUUAUAAAUUAGUAUUAUAGUGAAAUUCACUUCUUUAUUUUGUAGAAUUAUGAAAAGAUUUUUUAUAUAUAGAGAAAAAAUAAAUGCAAUUUUGGAAUAAA
This is a messenger RNA of Amyelois transitella, 6819 nucleotides long. It is a transcript of the gene Hr39, whose product is annotated as nuclear hormone receptor FTZ-F1 beta. The transcript has 17 exons. Gene Ontology annotation, molecular function: zinc ion binding; nuclear receptor activity; RNA polymerase II cis-regulatory region sequence-specific DNA binding. NCBI's taxonomy places the organism in Eukaryota, Metazoa, Arthropoda, Insecta, Lepidoptera, Pyralidae. Gene Ontology annotation, biological process: hormone-mediated signaling pathway; tissue development; regulation of transcription by RNA polymerase II. The record is from RefSeq and is a predicted model, not a curated record. The coding region runs from base 709 to 2997 and encodes 762 amino acids. Gene Ontology annotation, cellular component: RNA polymerase II transcription regulator complex.